GGGCGUUUCAGCGCUGCGACACUUUAACCUGCCGCUUUCCCUCCCAGACCUCGUUUCGCAUCCCCAGCCCGUCACGUCUGCUCGCUCACCCACCGUCGAGACUGCUUGCGAUACAUUUCCUUCUCAUUUAACAUAUCUCAAACCGUCGCUGGCCGAUAUCUCUUUCGCUUUGCGCUUCAACUCUUGUUGUUCCAACCUGGCAGGCCCUUCACCGCGCUUUCCCCUCGUGUUUCCACUCCUCGCUGGCCCAUCACGUCACCGACGUCUGACCUCCCCGACGCCAAACACCCGUCUAUAGAGGGACGUGUUGCAGCGCAGCAUGUUUCCCAGCAGCCAGAUGGCCCCACCCCAGGCGCGCUCCGUCGCGCCUGAGACCUUCCUGCUAGACCAUGAUGCCCAACAAAGCCUCCCGCCGGACAGCAUCGUCGCCCUGCAGCAGGUCGACAACCUCAAGUACUUCCUGAUCUCAGCGCCCGUCGACUGGCAACCAGACCAGUACAUCCGCAGAUUCCUGCUGCCCACAGGCGAAUACGUCUCCUGCGUUCUAUGGAACAACCUCUUCCACAUCUCCGGCACCGACAUUGUGCGAUGCCUGUCCUUCAGAUUCCAGGCCUUUGGCCGCCCCGUCAAGAACUCCAAGAAGUUCGAGGAGGGCAUUUUCUCAGAUUUGCGUAACUUGAAGUCCGGCACAGACGCGUCGCUCGAGGAGCCCAAGAGCGCGUUCCUCGACUUCCUGUACAAGAACAACUGCAUCCGCACACAGAAGAAGCAGAAGGUCUUCUACUGGUACAGCGUACCGCACGACCGCCUCUUCCUCGACGCGCUUGAGCGCGACCUGAAGCGCGAGAAGAUGGGACAGGAGGCCACCACCAUGGCCGUCAGCGAGCCUGCGCUGUCCUUCGAAUUCGACUCCUCGCAGUCCCUCUUCGAACAGCUCACCAAAGCGCAGCAGACCAACUCCUCUUCAUUCAACAACAACGUACAACCGUCGUACCAGCACCAGCCGUCGCCUGCGCCCGACAUGAUGUCGCGAGACUCGAUGCCGCCACCGCAGAUGGUCCCGGUUUCUCAGCACAUGGCCCAGCAGCAGCCCAUGCACCACCAGCCAGUGCACCAGCCAGUGCACCAGCCAGUGCACCAGCCCGUACAUCAGCCCGUCCACCAGCCCGUCCACCACCACCAGCAUCAGCACCAGCACGAGGACCCAAUGGCCCAGUACCACCAGCAGAUGUCUAUGCCGCCCUCGAUGCCACCCGCAAUGCAGCCCACCGUCAUGAAGAGCAGAGAGCGCGAAUUCAGCACGUCCCUGCAGUACGACCGCAACGGUAUCCCGCUUUCGCAGGUCCACCAGCGCCACAGCUCGAUGCCCGCUUACAUGGAGUACUCGCCUGCGCCGUCUUUCGUCUCAUCGCACUACGAGGACUACAGCACUCGCGGCAUGUCUUUCGAGCCUCUGACCCCACCGCAGCACCAGAUCGGCCUUGGUGCCGAGCCAGCGUACAUUGCCAACGAGGACACUGGCCUGUACAGCGCCAUUCCCGACCUGCCAGUGCCCAACAACUUCAACCCUUUGAUGAACAUCCCGCCAUCAAACUUGAUGGGCCCUGGCUACCCAGUCUCCAGGCCAUUCCAGCCUGGUAAUGUUUACUCUGUGAUUGAGGGCUCGCCGACCUACAAGCAGCGCAGGAGGCGUUCGUCGCUUUCCGCUGGCAUUACUGCGGCGGUCGCCGCUGCUGGCAAUGCGCACCAGGUUCACCGACAAAGCGACCUGAGACGGUCAAUGUCGGUCAACCCAGUCCCAGAGGCCGAUGAGUCGCAACACAACUCGCCAUCGCCCAACGGCACAAGCUACGCUCAGGCCAUGCCGGAGGCCAAGCCUCUCGUCGACGGCUCGCGUCAAGGCACACCUCUCAACACUGUUGAGGAGAGCCCAGAGCCUCAGCCAGCAAUGCUGCACCACGAGGAUCUGAACAGCAUGGUCAACGGUGAGCUGUUCGAGACACCCCUCCAGCACAGCGCCGUCGCACGCGCGGCCGGGGGGCCUGUCUUCCGUCGCGCGCGUAGUGCUACAAUGAUGGAGAUCGGCCCUUACCCCCAGAAGUCCCACUCAUGCCCUAUCCCCACAUGUGGCAGGCUUUUCAAAAGAUUAGAACAUCUCAAGAGGCACGUGCGUACCCACACCCAAGAACGACCAUACGUCUGCCCGCUGUGCAACAAGGCGUUCUCUCGUUCAGACAACCUUGCCCAACAUCGUCGCACACACGAGCCCCGCCCUGACGGCGAGCUUGUUGAGGACGUCAACGAGGAGGAGCUCGACGGCGAAGACGAGCUCAACCUGGAAGAGGACUCGCCGACAUCUGGCAACGAGUACCUUCACAACGUGCACAACGUGCCCGCUACCUACGCCGACAUUCCGGGGCCUGGCCUCGGCAUGAACGCUGCGAUGGCCACACCUCAACAGCUAAUGGCCAGCCACUACUAGGCAGUCGGUGACUGUCUUAUUGAUGUCUUCUCACGAUACAAGCAUUCGGCGCAAGGCGAACCUCGAUAGAGUGGCUGCGUUUCUUUCUUUCCUUAUUGAUUCCCUAGAUCAGGUCUUUCAUCUUCUGCAUCUUACGAUGUCUGCAUUGCAUCGCGUCGCAUGCAUUUUUUCUGGUAUUGCCGUCACGACACGUACCUUUUUUAUUUUGGAUUGCCUGGCAGUAUACCUUUCUGGUUGCAUAUCCUGUUGGCAUACAAGCGAUUUUCUGCAAAAGCUGUUGGAUGGUAUUGGCGCUGAACGCCGUUACGCGCACCCGUUGGUCGCUGCGUCUUUCUUGUGGAUAGGAUACCAUAGUGAGGGCGCCCGUAGAGGCGCGUGUAUAAUAUUGCAACAAUGCAGAACGCUUAUCCGCGAU
Molecule: messenger RNA, 2897 nt
Organism: Boeremia exigua
Lineage: Eukaryota; Fungi; Ascomycota; Dothideomycetes; Pleosporales; Didymellaceae
Product: STE like transcription factor-domain-containing protein
Exons: 5
Coding region: 320-2482 (720 amino acids)
Biological process (GO): sexual reproduction; regulation of DNA-templated transcription
Cellular component (GO): Ste12p-Dig1p-Dig2p complex; Tec1p-Ste12p-Dig1p complex; nucleus
Molecular function (GO): DNA-binding transcription factor activity
Source: RefSeq, a predicted model, not a curated record